Sorghum bicolor (sorghum) is the source of this 6836-nucleotide messenger RNA. RefSeq lists its product as uncharacterized. Bases 136 to 6270 code for a protein of 2044 amino acids. The transcript is spliced from 33 exons. The record is from RefSeq and is a predicted model, not a curated record. NCBI's taxonomy places the organism in Eukaryota, Viridiplantae, Streptophyta, Magnoliopsida, Poales, Poaceae. Gene Ontology annotation, molecular function: protein binding.
AAAAAAAGAAAAAAAAAGGGGGCAAAUUUUUUUCAUACGAUUUCUGCGCCCUCUUCUUCGGCGUUUUCGCUACUCUACCCCAGCGAGCCCCGGUACGACCAACCCUCCCGCCGGCGCCGCCGCUCGCCGCGGGCCAUGUACAAGCUCGGCGGCCGUGGCGGUGGGCGCGGCGGCAGCGGCGCGGCAAAGCGCCCGCCGCCUCCCCACGGCCGCGGCCGGGGCGGCGCCUCCUCUAUCGGCGGGAUGUCCGGGGCUCCCCGCGGUCGCGCCGCCGCCGCCACGCAGCCGGCGGGGCGCGACGAGGCGUUCAGCCUCGAGUCCAGCGGGCCGCCCGCCUUCGCGGCUAUAAUACGGCUGACGCCCGACCUCGUCGACGAGAUCCGGCGGGCGGAGGAGGCCGGUGGAGGCGCACGCAUCAAGUUCAACCCUAACAUGUACAACUCGUCGGAAAACGUUAUAGAUGUUAGUGGUAAAGAAUUCAAAUUCACCUGGGCAUCUGAACGUGGGGAAUUGUGUGAUAUUUAUGAAGAACGUCAGAGUGGAGAGGAUGGAAAUGGGUUGCUUCUGGAGUGUGGCUCUGCUUGGCGCAAGGUGAAUGUGCAACGCAUUUUGGAUGAAUCAACAAAGAACCUUGUGAAAAUGCGCUCAGAGGAGGCUGAACGUCUCUCAAAAUCUCGAAAAUCAAUCGUGCUGGAUCCUGCCAAUCCAUCUGUCAAGAGUCAGGCCAAGUCAAUGGCUGCUGCUGCUGUAGAAGGUAAUCCACGAAGGAUGCACUGGAAGCAGAAGAAUGAAUUUUUUAAGAAGAAUAAAGCUGCUGUUAUCACCCCAACCAAAUCAGUUUCCAAGGUGAAGUUAUCUAACAAUAUUCCCAAAGGGAAUAUCUCAAGUUCACCUGCACCUUCUCCUGAACAACCUGGAGCAAGCAAUCCUUCGUUUCCUGUUGGAUCAGAUGCAAAUAAUGAAGUCAUAACACCUUAUGAUUUGAACAAAGGGGAAAACAGUAAAUAUGAGAAAUCAGCUGCAAGUAAGAUGUCUAACAAAGGUAUAAAUCGCCGAGCAAGUUCUCAUGCUGCAAAUGUGGAUGAUAAUAAUACAAAUGAAGUACGAAGCUACUUGAUAUCUGUGCUCUCAAAAAAUCCAAAAGGAAUGGGCCUAAAGGCCUUGGAGAAAGCUGCUGCAGAUGCAUUUCCAAAUGCAACAAAGAAAAUAGAGAGCGUCGUCAAGAAUAUUGCAAAUUACCAAGGACCUGAGAGGUAUGUUCUCAAACCAGGGUUGGAGGUAGAAAGCUCUAAAAGGCAUCCAUCUGAAGGAGUAAGAUCCAUCAGUGAGAACAUUGAGGAAUCUGCUCCAAGCCUAAAGAUUGAUGAUCCUGAUAUAUGUGAGAGGAUUGACAUUGUGGGCUCCCCACUUGCUGCAACAGAUGGAAAACUCAGUAAUGACAGUGAAGGUAAGGCUGGAACUUCCAGUGACAGUGGAAGUGAUAGCGAUAGCGAUAGUGACAGCAGUGACAGUGGAAGUGAUAGUGGGAGCCAAAGCAGAAGUGCUGCAGAAACUGGUAGCGGGAGCAGCAGUGAUAGUGACAGUGAUGCCUCAUCAAGCAGUAAGGAAGGAUCUGAUGCAAUUGUUGAUAUUACAAGUGAUGAUGACAAAGGAAAUACAGCACAUACAAAAGUAGUAGAUGACCUUAAUUUGUCUUCAUCACCAAGAGAUUUGACAAGACUUGAUGUUGAUGAUGAACAAAUUGACAUUGGAACAAAUCUUGACUACAGGAGUACAUCACCCCAUAUUGAUCUGAAUAAUUUUAAUACUGGCAAUGAUGAUGCAGCAGCAGAGGGCUUUAGUGCUGGCAACCUGAACAAGCCAUCUGAAAUGCCGGGAAGCAAGAACAUGACAAGCACCAGAAUAGAUUCUAUAGGAGGCGAUAACAAGUAUAAUGAAAUGUCUUUUCUGGACAACCUUUUUGAUGACUCCAUGAGAACAGCCAGUGAAAAUUCACCCAAGGGGGAAGCUGGUCAAUUGAGACCGCAGCAUGGCAACAAGAGAAAAUCAACAUCAAAGGAUGAAUCAAAACUCGGCCCAGUGAGUAUUGCCAAACCCAAAUUGAAAAGGUCUUCUGGUAGUGAGAACUCCACAGCAAAGCCUGAGAGUGCCAAAAAGGUCAAAGCUGACAUAGCAUCGCCAAUAGGUUCUUUAUCAGAGCACAAAAGAAGUUUACCCCCUGAAAAACAUACCAGUGAUAGGUUGAACAAGGAGACAGGGAAUGUUAGCCGCGAUGCUUCACGGGAUAGCAGUCCUGGCAUGAAAGGAAGACCUUCGGCUCCUGGAAAUUUACAGAGGAUAGAUCAGAGCCCAAAUUUACCUGUCCCAACAAUGCACUCUGAGAAAACAAAAGAAAAUACUGUGAAAUCAAGUUCGAAGAAAAAAUCAGAUAAGAUGCAGAAACCAUGGCAUGGUAUGGAUGGUGACUUUGGGCCAGGUUAUUCACAUGGUGUAGAUCACCAUGCCAAUUUUGAUGGCUCUGAUGAUUCUUCCACAAGAAAAAGGAGUAGACAUGGGAAUCCUCUUAUUGAUGAUAAAAUGCUUAAGCGCUCGAAGGACGUUAAUGUCAAUGUAAAUUCCAUGAAUUUAACCAAAGUUUCCAGAGAAAUUGUUGUGCCUGAUGAGAUAACUGCUUUUCCUGAAUCUAACGAAAGUAAUGGUGAGCCAUCAAAUUCACAAAGAGAUAAUGUUGAGAGAUCACCUUAUGGUAAAAAAAAGCUCCAGAGAGAGCUCUCUGAUCUUGAGUUGGGUGAACUUCGUGAGACUUCUUUGGAAAAUGAUGAUGGAAGGAUAAGGAAGCAAUUUGAGAGAAAUAGUUCCUCCAAGUCGCUUGAUGCUAAAUUAACUAGUGUAAAUAACUCCUACCCCAGUAUGAAUGACAGGAAGGCUCCUGCAACUGUCUUUCAUGAUAAGAGGAAACCUUCACCUCAAGAAUAUGGAAUUGGAGGCCAUAUACAGCAGGAAGGGUUUCCCAGGAAGGCAGCAGGGUAUGAGUUUGAUGAUAAUAGGCCUCAGCAAAGAGAAAAUUUUCCAGACAACCAGCAUUUGCCAAGGAUUGAUAAUUCAGAUUCUGAGAACGUAAUAUAUCCAGAUAGAUCAGGAGAAAAAACAAGCAAAAGGGAAACUAGGAUUGCACACGGUGGAAUGCUAGAAUAUGCUGAUAUGCAGAAGAAGAAAUCAACCUCAAGGCUUCCACAGAAUGGUACUAAUAAUGUCAUGGUGUCUCGAAUGCAGAAAUCAAUAUCCCCAUCAGAUAAUGAGGAAAGGAGUAGGAAUAACUCUUUGAUUGAGACAGAGGCAGGUAGGAAGAGAAGGGACAGUUCUUCAGAUGAUGAUAAUUUAUUUUUCUCCAAGUAUGAUAAAGAUGCACCCGAACUUAAAGGUCCAAUAAAAGAUUACUCACAAUACAAAGAUUAUGUGCAGGAAUACAAUGAGAAGUAUGGGGUUUAUUCUUACUUGAACAGUCAGAUAGACAAAACUAAGUCGGAAUUUUUAAAGGUUCAGGAUGAUCUCAAUGUUGCGAAAGAAAGAGACAAGGAACAGUAUUAUAACACUGUGGAAAGACUCAGAGACAUGUAUCGUGAAUCAGGAGCAAGGCAUAAAUUGAUGAAGAAGGUCUUCAUUUUACUUCACGAGGAACUGCAGAUUAUUAAGCAAAGAAUUAAAGAUUUUACAGAGGCCUAUUCAAAUGAGUCAUUUGCAAUUGCGAUUCAGAGGCUGUCACUUGUCAAGGCUGAUAACGUCUGGGCAUCAGCAUUAUGCUUUGCCUUUGUAGAAGUUUGCUUGGCUUGGAAAGAUUCAGUCAAAGGCGCAUAUCACAGGAAACCUGAGAGACACCGUGAUUCUCAGGAUCACCAUGCUGAAUUUGAUAGUCAUCACGGUGAAGUGGAGGCAAGGACAGUUCAAAUAUCAAUGACGUUGCUGGACACCUCCGAUGCAAUGCAUGGGGGAGACAGCCCUGAUUCAUCACUCGGGGAGGAACUGGAGAUGGACGAGGCGGAGAAGCUGAGGUGGCCCUUCUCGGACGGCAGCGUCACCGAUCUCCUGGACGCUCGCAGCCUCCACGGCUCCCCCGACAUUAAGAAAAAAGUACAGUUCCAUUCUUCUCUAGUGCAAAAGCUUGCUUUGGAAAAGGAGAUGGAGGGUCAUGCAGGUUGUGUGAAUGCUAUCGCGUGGAACUCAAGUGGUUCGCUUCUUGUAUCAGGAUCAGAUGACACUAGAAUUAACAUCUGGAAUUAUAAUAACCGAGAGCUGGUGCAUGAUAUUGACACUGGCCAUUCUGCAAAUAUCUUUUGCACAAAGUUUGUCCCAGAAACAUGUGACGAAGUAGUAGUCUCUGGAGCAGGAGAUGCAGAGGUUCGUGUUUUCAAUAUGUCUCGAUUAAGUGGAAGAAGGCCUAGAGAAAUUUCUAUGGAACCAACAGCGGUUUACCAGUGUCACUCGAGAAGGGUCAAGAAACUAGCUGUUGAAGUUGGCAAUCCUAAUGUAGUGUGGAGUGCAAGCGAGGAUGGUACUCUAAGACAGCAUGAUUUUCGGGAGUGUAGUUCCUGUCCUCGUGCAGGAUCUGCUAACCAGGAAUGCCGUAAUGUGCUUCUUGAUCUACGAUGUGGAGCAAAGAAGUCUUUAGCUGAUCUACCCAAACAUCCUUUGGCACUGAAGUCUUGUGACAUUAGCUCUGUUUGUCCCCAUCAAAUCCUUGUUGGUGGGAGCGAUGCAUUUGCUAGGCUGUACGAUAGGAGAAUGCUUCCACCAUUGAGCUCAUGUCAAACCAAAAGGAAGCCACCGACAUGCGUUAAAAUGUUCUGCCCAUUGCAUCUUGCUGACAGUAAGAAGACAUAUUUGCACCUUACACAUGUUGCAUUCAGCCCAAAUGGGAAGGAGGUUCUUUUAAGUUACAGUGGUGAACAUGUUUAUCUGUUCGAUGUUGACCCAGAUAAUAUGAGUUCAGUUAGAUACACAGCAGACUAUGUACGGGAACAAUUAUUUGUACCCCCUUUCCACAAAGUACCAACAAAAGAACAUGCAAAAGAAAAGAAGCCUUCAGUAAAUACAACUUCAAGAAAUUUGUCUAGGGUAGAUAUGUGCAAGAAAUUUAUGCAAGUCGCAGCAAGAUCUCUGGAGACAAGCAAGAACUUAAUGCGUGGGAUUGAAGCAUGCAGUGAAGUUCUUGAAUCAAUGAAACCUGAUAUUGAUGAUGACAUGAGGCAUGAAUUUUUGUGUACUCGAGCAGCAUUGUACCUAAAGAGGAAGUGGAAAAAUGAUGUUUACAUGGCGAUUCGAGAUUGCAAUAGAGCGCGGAAGAUUGAUGCCACAUCAUAUCAAGCACACUUACAUAUGGCUGAGGCACUAUUGCAGUUAGGAAGACUGAAGGAGGCAUCUGAGUAUGCAGAGGUGGCAAAUAGUCUUCUUCCACCUCAUUGUCAAUUGAGUGAGCAGGUGGAUGAUUUCAAGCAACGUGUUGCUUCAGCUGAGCUUGAGAAGAACAGAACAGAUCAAAAUGGGAACUCCAAAGCUGAUACUAAUGGAAAAUUACGCUCAUUGAGUGAUAUAUUAUUUAGACCCGAUGUUGGUGGUUCCUCACAGGAGGGACGAGAAGAUUCAGAUUAUGAUGAUGAAAUGGAAUUGGACUAUGAGACAUCGGUAUCUGGUGAUGAAAGCCGAGAGAAUGAUCAAGGUGUUUUCCGGGGUAGUUUAAGUUUCCGAUUUCAUCAAAGAGAGGAUCAAACCAAUGAACACACUGAUGAGAAUGGGUUAAUUGAGUCUGCUCAAACCGAUGAUUCUGCUUUUCAGUCAGAUGUUGCCAUUGAUAUGAAACAAAGAUAUGUUGCACACUGCAAUGUAGGGACAGAUAUAAAACAAGCCAGCUUUCUUGGCGAGCAAGGGGAGUUCAUUGCCAGUGGAAGUGAUGAUGGUAGAUGGUUCAUAUGGGAGAAGAGAACAGGAAGGCUUAUUAAAAUGCUUGCAGGGGAUGGAGCUGUCGUGAACUGCAUACAGUCUCAUCCCUUCGAUUGUGCUGUUGCAACAAGCGGAAUCGAUAACACGAUAAAGCUAUGGACACCUGAUGCAAAUGCUACAUCUAUGGUUGCUGGACCAGAACUUGAUGUAUUAAGUGCCAUAGAGAAUAAUCAGCGGAAGUUAUGUCGGAACCGUCAAAUUGUACUGCCUUUUGAAUUUUUGGAACGAUUCCGGAUGCAUGAGUUUUCUGAAGGUUUCGAGUGUGCCCAGAGCUGAUUUACUAUCGCUGGAGUUGCUGAGCUUUUCCAGGAAAAAUGUUUUAGUUGGAAGAAUGAUAUCAUCCAAGCUACAAGCAGCCUAUGUUUGAAUUAGUGAAAUCGCGAGGCCUUGUUGCGAUUAUAGAGUGUAGACACACCUGGAUAGACAAGCAGGUGGGCCGGUGCUGAAACUAUUACUUGAGAUGUCAAUAAAUACUGGAAUUAUGUUGUGGUUUGGGGUGGUAUAAUGAUUCAUACGCGUGUGCAAAGCUGUGUGGAUUCAUUCCCUUGUACAGAUUGUAGAUAGGUGACAUUUUGCAAUAAGUGAAAAUAACAUAUGUACAUGUGCAGUAUUGUCUGCGUGCCGCAGUUAGGUCAUUCCAGUUUGUGGACGUGGUGUAGAAACUGUGUUAUUGUAUAACACUUACUUUUUAUUUGCUAUAUAUAUUUUGUCUAUUUUCUUAGGCUUAGGUAAGGUGUAUUGCCUUUUGUACGUCCUGCGUAUGUUAAGGUUAGGAAUAUCCCCUUUUUGACGUAUGAUGAAUAAUCAAUGAAUGAGACCACUGGAGAUGGCCUUUGUGUGGA